Messenger RNA from Cygnus atratus (black swan), 1829 nucleotides. RefSeq names its product matrix remodeling associated 7 (gene MXRA7). The record is from RefSeq and is a predicted model, not a curated record. The coding region runs from base 105 to 824 and encodes 239 amino acids. Lineage: Eukaryota; Metazoa; Chordata; Aves; Anseriformes; Anatidae. The transcript has 4 exons.
GACGCCGGGUAAAGCCGGCCGGGAGCCGGCCCAGCCCCGCCGCCGGCCGUAGCGGGGUGGCCGCGCACCUUCGGGGCGGGCUGCGGCAGGGAGGCAGCGUGGCCAUGGACCUCUACCUGGCCGUGCCGCUGCUCUUCACCCUCCUGGCCCUCGUCCUGGCCUCCGUCUUUGUGAGGCUGCGGGGAACGGGAGGAGAAGGAGGAGGAGGAGGCGGGGAGAGGCUCCGGGAAGCGGGCGCCGAGGAGCCGGGCUCCGGAGCGGAGGCUGCCGAGGGGCCGGAGGCUGAGGGCGGCCGGGUGCCGGUGGAGGAGGUCGGGGCGGGCGACGAGGGGAAGGAGGCGGCCUCCGAGCGGCGGGAGGACAAGGAGAAGGAGAAGGAGGAGGCUGCAGCAGCAGCAGCAGCAGCAGAACGGGGCCCCGAGGCCGAGCCGAGCCCCGCGGAGACCGAGAGCAUCCCCCGGCAGCCUCCCGCCACCGAGCCCCGGGAGGCCGGGCAGCAGCAGCAGCAGCAGCAGCAGAAGGAGGAGGAGGAGGAGGCAGAGACCAAGGAGGAAGAACCGGACUCAGAAAGUGAGAAGUUGGUGGUGAGAGAGCCGGAGGAUGAGGAUGCUGCAGACGAGACGUUCUCUUUUAAAUACAGUCCUGGAAAGCUGAGGGGAAACCAGUACAAGUCGAUGAUGACCAAAGAAGAACUCGAGGAAGAACAAAGGGUUCAGAGAGAGCAGCUGGCUGCCAUCUUCAGGCUCAUGAAGGAAAAAAGUGACACAUUUGGAGAGAUGUCUGAAGGAGACAUGAAGGAGCAGCUUAGACUGUAUGAUAUAUAACUCUGUAGCCAGUGAAGACUAUGCCCAGAAGUCAUCUUGGCCCUUAUUAUGCAGGACACUGGAGAUUAUAGUACUAUAAACAUGUUUCAGUAGUUAUUUUGCAUUUCCAGGUUGUUUUGCAAAUCUGUAUAGGUCUAUAAUAUGUAUUUUUAAAGACUUGCAUUUUUUCACCCUUUUCAUUGUUUUUUCUUGAGGAACUAUCAUGGCAUUUUCAUCUCAUAUAGAGAUUUUACCUCUUUCUGGCUGGGCCAUAUGUCUCAGUCAUAGAAAGCAGUUAAACUUGCAACUUUUUCCUGGUCAUGCUUUGUAAGAAUGAAUUUUCAAACCUAGUCAUUAAUUGGUUUGAGACCUGAAAGAAGCCAAAGAUGAUAGAAGAGCAGAUUUAAAAUGGGUGAAAAGAAUAGAAUCAUAGAACAAUUUGUGUUGGAAGAACAAAAGGAGGUCUGUAGUUCAGCCUCCUGCUCAAAGCAGUAUCAGCUAUUGGAUCAGGCCAGGUUACUCAGGGCUUUAUCCUGUUGGGUCUUGAAAACCUCCAUGGAUGGAGACUGCACAACCUCUCUUGGCAGAGAGGCUUUCAAUUCUACAGUUAGAAAGGAAAUAGCCAAAGACAAAGCAUUAAUGCUCUGAUUAGAUGUGAGCUGCCAUUCCAUCUCCUUGAAAGGAAUACUUCAUCCUCCUUCACACUGGAUUUUUGAAACAAAUCCAAGACGAUUCCGGCUGACCCCGUUGAGCUCAUCUUCAUGCCUGUGAAAACUGCAGCUAGCUUCAGCCUGGAAGCAAAAACAUCUCUUCGCCUCUUGACUCUGGUAAAAGCAGUACAGAAAGGUGGCUGUCACUUUUAGAAGAACGAUUGUGUCAAACUCAGAUCCUAUUCUCCUAACGUAAAAAUUAUGUGGGAAACUAUGUACUUAGGAAACCUCUGUGAACUUAUCAAGUAUUUUGAACAGUUUUGACCAAACCUUGGUGGUUUGGACAGAGUAAAUCAGUGAGCAUUCCUAACUUAAA